GUGCCACCGCUAGGACUGCUGCAUUCAUUGUGAGGGGCUGCAUACCCACUGGUCCGGUUGCGGCAGUCGUGUGCUGUUCGAAAAGACGGGGUGGUGAUGACCGAGAAACAUGUGAUUUACGUGAGCUGGAGACCGCGUCGACCGAUCACUCCCAAAUCGACGGGACCCAACUGUGCAAGCUAGUUGAGCGAGUCUCGAUCAUCAGCCCGCCGCAAUACAGAUAGAGAUGAUCUCGGCUUCGGGACUUUGUACGCUAACGUGCGUUUGGGCGGGAUUCGGUCUCCUGCUCGGAGGUCGUGAAUCGCUGCUGGUCUCUGGUGAGCCACACGGAGGACACGUCCGCUUAAGCCGAAAGUCCGGAAUCCCAGAUACUACCGCUUAUGCAGGCUACAUUUUCAACUACACUCUACCCGAAGACAUUUUCAAUGGGGAAGUUCACCACUAUGACGUGACAGAGGCCGGCGACAUUCGUCUACCCGGCUGGCUGCAGUUCGACGUGAAGAACCGCAGACUUAUCGGCUUGCCCGACGUCCACGACGAAGGCAAAGCGUACAUUUGCGUGAAAGCCUAUGGCUUUGGCAUGCGACAUCAAGGAAACUCGCUCGACGAGCAAUCGGUCAGCGAUGAGAAAUCGACACAGUUCAAAGACAUCUUCUCAAUAGAAGUUCUACCCAACAAACUUAAGGAUCCACACUGCCGCUUCGAGCCGCGAAUGACCUUGAUGGUCGAUGCCGAUUUGCACUUCUUGCCGCUCGAGAGUAAAAUCGAGAUGACCUGUUCUCUCGCGAACUGUCUAGGCGUAGCUCUUGAAUCGCUCCGUCUCACCGCGAUGCCGCAAAGCAAUAGCCUUCUGUUUCCGUCAUUGCACGACGACUCCCACAUACGAUCAGGCGCGGGAGACGGUCACAAGCGAACCAAGUCCGGCAUCCAAUUCGAAUGGAAUAUGCCCAGCGACUGCGACGGUCAACUCACGGCCGAAGCCGACGAACAGAUCAAAAUUGUCGAGACUACGGCAAAGGAUAGCACCCUCAGACACCUUCUCAGACACAGAGUGCUCGGCUGGCACGUUCGCGGCACAUCGCUAGGAGGGAAUCAGGUGUCUGGUUUUUCGAUCAUGAGGCAGAGGAGGGACAUGGGCACAAGCCAGACGCCGAUGCCUGGCAUAGUAGUGCCGACUGCGACGCUGACAAACGACCUCGAUUGGGACUCUGCUUCACCGGACACCCGAAUAGUGCCUAGCAUGUCGUCGCCAGCGGUCGAUCCGAGCUCUUACGCACCGCACCCGACCCGUCACUUCGAAGAAAUGAUCACACCCACCAUGACGAUUCAGUCAAUGCUCCCCGGCUACGGCCUUUCGACGCCCGCUCUCCCCCCGCCUCGGCCGUCGUUCACCUACGUACCCGCCGAGACAAACUCACCUCCCUCAAUGACCCCAAUCAUCGAACCUAGUUCCACCGUAAUGUAUCCACCUCCUACCGCAGAUCCCACUGGGAGGCCUUUGGAUCCGCCCUCGCCCGGUUCAAUACCUGAACCCGAUCCGCCCACAGUGAACAACAAGCCUGUGGUCAACAAACGCUUGAAGAAGCUCGUCCUUACUGCCGGAGCUAUAUUCACGUACAAGAUUCCCGCAGAGACGUUCAUGGACGAAGAGGACGGAGACACCAGGGGACUCGCUCUCGAGCUGACCAGCACCAACGGUCAGCCCGUGAACACAAGCUCAUUCAUCCAACUAGACAAAGAAAAUCAAACUCUGUUCGCCCUGCCGGUCGGCGAAGUACACGGGAAGCACACGUUCUUCCUCAAGGCCUACGACAGCGCCGGAGAAAGCGUGACCGAGACAUUCGAAGUCAAUGUGUGGCAACAUCCGAAGGAAAGAAAUUUCCACCACAAGUUCAAGAUGUCCGUGCAACCGCGAGGAGACUGGGAUUGGGCGAUCGGAUGGCCCAUGGACGUCGUGCGCGUACUUUCAAACUAUUUCGGAGACGGAGACGACAUCAAGAUUACGAUCAUCAACAUCGAUAAGAGAAAACAUACGAUCUCGUGGACGAACAGCUCGUUGCCUGCGACGCCUUGUCCCCGCGAGGUAUUGAAGCAGAUCGAGAAGAAACUCAACAAAGACUCGGGUGAACCCCGGGGCGUGUUGAUCAAAGCGAUGGCCGAGAAAGAGAUCACCAUCGUCCAUAUCUCUCUAGACAUGCUCGGACUCUGUAAGACGCCUCUGAGUACGGGUGCGCCGGCAGAGAACAAUGCCCCGCUCCGUCGGAACAACAUCGGCGAGCUAGAGGCAAUCGUAGGUAGAUUCUUCCUAUUCAAAAUACCCGAGGACACCUUCUACGACUACGACGACGGCAGCACGCGUUACCUGUCGCUGAAUCUACGUAACAUGAAUGGGGAGAGUGUCACGCCGCAAUCUUGGCUUCAAUUCAACACCAAAUCGCAGGAGCUCUUCGGUUUGCCCGAAGCGAGCGAUCUCAACCGGACCGAAUACAUCAUGAGCGCGGCCGACAAGUUGGGUCAAGAAGCCAACGACGUGUUCCUGGUCGACGUGCGUAAGCCCGACAACGAAAAGUACGCCGUCGAGUUUUCGAUUCAGUUCCAAGAGUCCAUCGACGAAUUCAGGAAAAACGCCACCAAGAAAGUCAUCGUCGUGCAGAAGCUCGCGAAACUCUACAACGAUCCAGACCCCAUGAAGAUCACUGUCACGAGCAUUCUGAACGGUUCAACCAUAUUCACCUGGACGAACAACACCUUAGCGAUGGAUCGCUGUCCAUCGGACGCUAUCAAGGCUUUGAGCGCCAAGCUAAUUGAGCAGUUUCCUCAGCAACAAGCGAACGCAGGUCACAUCUCGAGGAACCUCGUCGAUGCGAUGUGGCCUGACUUCCGGGUGUUGAGGGCUGACGUUCGUCCUCUCGGAGCCUGUCUCGGUGCGGGGGGAGUGCCUCCCUCGUCGGGAAUAUCGCCCCCAUUAGCACCGAAAACGCAUCCAGGCAAACAGCCAGAGGACGACGAAGUUUAUUUCACCACAGUCAUUCCGGCUCUGGUCAUCAUAUUCAUGUUGGUCAUGGCCACCGCCGUAGCCUGCUGCCUCUACAGCAAACGUAGAAGGGGCAAACUAGGCCUGAAUGACAACUCGCUAUAUCAUAAGGGCAUCCCGAUCAUUCUCAAUGAAGAACUUGAGGAUCGUCCGCACAUGGGCGGCUCAGGUGGAAAACGACCCGCUAUCAUGCAUGAAGAACGGCCACCUUUGUCCCGGGACGUCAUGGCUCCGCUUCUGGGUCAAGGCUCGAUGCAUCAUCGAUCCAAUGAGCCCUAUCAUCAACCGUCGCCUCCUUACGUCGGCGGACCUUCGAUGGGUUCCGGCGCUAGAGGCAGUAGACCGCGCGGGGUUCCGAGUUAUCGGAACCCACCCCCUUACGUGCCUCCUUAA
Molecule: messenger RNA, 3427 nt
Organism: Galendromus occidentalis (western predatory mite)
Lineage: Eukaryota; Metazoa; Arthropoda; Arachnida; Mesostigmata; Phytoseiidae
Gene: Dg
Product: Dystroglycan
Exons: 5
Coding region: 227-3427 (1066 amino acids)
Biological process (GO): axon guidance; muscle attachment; morphogenesis of an epithelium
Cellular component (GO): sarcolemma; dystroglycan complex; dystrophin-associated glycoprotein complex
Molecular function (GO): laminin binding; calcium ion binding
Source: RefSeq, a predicted model, not a curated record